This is a messenger RNA of Glycine soja, 1554 nucleotides long. Its product is annotated as protein ABHD11-like. The coding region runs from base 142 to 1311 and encodes 389 amino acids. NCBI's taxonomy places the organism in Eukaryota, Viridiplantae, Streptophyta, Magnoliopsida, Fabales, Fabaceae. The record is from RefSeq and is a predicted model, not a curated record. The transcript has 13 exons.
UAUGUACUCCUUUGUUUAGUAACCGACCGCGAGAGAGAGAGAGACAGAGAGGAGUCUAUAUUCGCGCCUCGCUCUCUUUAUUUCUCCGCCAACGACACCACCGCAUCUUUCUCUCCGUUCUGCAUUUUCCAUUCUCUUCCGAUGCCGCUACUCUCCAAUUCCUCGCCCUGCUGCACCGCCGCCGCAGUGGUUAACUCCUCGGACCGGAAGCCCAGAUUCGUCUCUCCUUCAUGGAGGAACUGCAAGGUCACAUCUCCAAUUCUUCGCCUCUCUCAGAAUGACAAAUUCAAUGUGUCUCGGUUAGCUCUUAGCCACUCUAGGCGGACCAUAUCAAUGGCAUUGGUGGGAGAAACUGUUGGAGUUGGACAGAAGGGGCAGGUGGCCAGCUCCUCUGGCAUCUUGGCAUAUGAUUUGAUUCAGGGGGCACUUGUAAGGUGGAGUUCUGUUAUGGACAGAUCUUUACCUGAGCCACCAACGGCUGUUUUUCUGCAUGGGAUCCUAGGUUGCAGGAAAAACUGGGGAACUUUUGCUAGGAGAUUGGCUCAAGAGUUUCCUACAUGGCAGUUUCUUUUAGUAGACCUGCGAUGUCAUGGCGAUUCAGCAUCAAUCAAGAAGAGAGAUCCCCAUACUGUUGCAUCUGCUGCUAUGGAUGUUUUGAAACUGGUUCGAGAGCUAAGAAUAACACCUCGUGUGUUAGUUGGUCAUAGUUUUGGGGGGAAAGUUGUUUUGAGCAUGGUGGACCAAGCUGCAAAGCCACUUGCUCGGCCAGUGAGAGCUUGGGUUCUGGAUGCAACCCCUGGAAAAGUUCGAGCAGGUGGAGAUGGAGAAGAUCAUCCAGCAGAACUCAUAUCCUUUCUAAGUACACUGCCAAAUGAGGUUCCUUCAAAAUGGGAUGUUCUCAGAGCUCUUAUUCAACAAGGAUUUUCCAAUGAUGUGGCACAGUGGGUUGUGACUAACCUGCGACCUUCCAGCUCUCCUGGUUCACAAUCAUCAAGCUUCUCAUGGGUGUUUGACCUAAGGGGGAUUGCAGAAAUGUAUCAAUCCUAUGAAGAAACAAAUUUGUGGAAAAUUGUUGAAGAUGUACCUCGUGGGGUGCAUGUGAACUUUUUGAAAGCAGAAAGAAGCUUACAUAGAUGGGCUCUUGAAGAUCUUCAGCGGAUCCAUGCAGCUGAAGAGCUUGCUGUUGAGGAAGGAGGUGGAGUUGAAAUGCAUGUCCUUGAAGAUGCUGGCCACUGGGUGCAUACUGAUAACCCGGAUGGACUCUUCAGGAUACUGUCAUCAUCUUUCCAAUUCCAGGGAGGCAAGAUCUGAGUUUACAAAUGUGCUCUCUUGUAAUUUCGAUUUAUACGGGGAUGGGAUUGGCUUCACAGUUUGAUGCCAUUCCUUCUUCCCAUUUUUUGUCUAGUUAUCCCUUUCGUAUAUGCUAUUAUUUUUUUUAAUCUUCUUGUACAACACCCUUUUAUAUAUAUAUAAAUGUGAUUCUUACUCUAAGACCUAACAAUAAUAUUUAAUGUCCAUAAUUCAUGGAAGUAUGGGACUUGCAUUCAAGAAAAA